CUUCAGCCCCCAAUGCCAUUGCGAUGAAGAAAAAGAGAGUGAAAGUGGCAAAAAUAGGAAGGAUAAGGAUAAAAUGUAGGGAAAGUCAGUGCAAAGCCUAUAGAGAAGAAAAUUGCAGGUUUGGGCUCCAUUAGCUUUGUCUUUAGUUGCAUCUAGAAAUACCAAUAGAUUAUUAACAAGCCUGUGUCUCACCAUACAACACUACUUGCCAAAAAAUAGCUGCUGAUAGAAACACCGAUAACUUGUUUCACAAACCACUUUAGAACCUUAAAUCUUUCUUCUUUGUUGGAUUCCAAAAAAGCUAUCCAAACCCCCUUUUUUUAAGAACUAGGAAGUUGGUUUAGAGGCAAAGAUGAGAAACAAUGAUGCCAUCACAUUAUUGAAAGCGCAAAUGAGCAUGAGCUUUGUAGAUAAGAGUCCAAUGAAGAUCACAAAGCAUAAUGGAGGAAAAGAGGAGAAAAACAAAGUGGGAAGUUCACAAUUGAGUAAAGGAGAGGAGCAGUUUUAUAUCAAGAGAAACGGAGGAGAAAGUUAUGCAUUAGCAAAAAAGAUGAAGGAAUUGGAGAUGAUGAAUGUUGGAGACAUGGAACAUGUAUUGGAUGUAGAAGAGGCACUCCAUUAUUAUUCCAGGCUUAAAAGUCCGGCUUACCUUUCUAUUGUUGACAGGUUCUUCAAGGAAAUGUACUCGGAAAUCUUCAUUCCACCGGCUUCCUCCUCCGCCGCUGGCAUCAACAGUUCGAAGCAUAGGUUCGGAUCAAUUAGGAUGUAGAUCAAGUCUUGAAAGCCUUUUAUUGCGCAUAUCAAUAUGCUUUCCUUAGCCUAAUUUGUUUUCUGUGUCGUGUUUUUGUCUGCAUUGUUUCUGCUGCUUUAGCUUUUAGUUGUGUCUCUCUUUGAUUGUUAUAAUUUGUUUGAUAAGUUUCAAAGCUAUUGUAACUGAUUUGCCAUGGAA
Molecule: messenger RNA, 949 nt
Organism: Gossypium raimondii (Peruvian cotton)
Lineage: Eukaryota; Viridiplantae; Streptophyta; Magnoliopsida; Malvales; Malvaceae
Exons: 1
Coding region: 353-769 (138 amino acids)
Source: RefSeq, a predicted model, not a curated record